This is a messenger RNA of Penicillium arizonense, 2487 nucleotides long. Its product is annotated as V-type ATPase subunit a family protein. Gene Ontology annotation, cellular component: vacuolar proton-transporting V-type ATPase, V0 domain; vacuolar proton-transporting V-type ATPase complex; fungal-type vacuole membrane. Gene Ontology annotation, biological process: vacuolar acidification; proton transmembrane transport. Gene Ontology annotation, molecular function: ATPase binding; proton-transporting ATPase activity, rotational mechanism. The record is from RefSeq and is a predicted model, not a curated record. The coding region runs from base 1 to 2487 and encodes 828 amino acids. NCBI's taxonomy places the organism in Eukaryota, Fungi, Ascomycota, Eurotiomycetes, Eurotiales, Aspergillaceae. The transcript has 5 exons.
AUGGCUUCACGAGACACCUUCUUCCGGUCCUCAGGUAUGAGCUUGAUCCAGAUUUUUAUUGCGAACGAAAUCGGAAGGGAGAUAGUUGGUGCUCUAGGUGAGGUCGGCCAGUUGCAGUUUAGAGACCUAAAUCCGGAUACCAAUGCCUUCCAACGGGCAUUUACCAGGAAUAUACGUUUCUUGGAUAACGUUGAGAGACAGCUUCGCUACUUCUACUCCCAAGUAGAGCAUGCAUCUAUUCCAAUACGACCAUCAUCCGAUUUCGGCGAUACAUCGGCAGCUCCGUUGGCUUCAGAGAUCGAUGAGCUGGCCGAGAAAAGUGAGAACCUUGAACAGCGGAUCGUCUCAUUGAACGACUCCUGCGAAGCUUUGAAGAAACAAGAAAUUGACCUUAUCCAAUGGCGUUGGGUCCUUCGUGAUGCUAGUGGCUUUUUUGAUCAGGCCCAUCAUUCUGCAGAAGAUAUCCGCCAAUCGUUCGACAAUGACGAAGCCCCUCUUCUUCGUGAUAUGGAGCAACGCGCUUUCCACACCGCAGACGGUGAUAGCCAAGGCCAACGGAGGUUUACGGGGCUGGGUGUUGGCUUUGUCACAGGCGUUAUCCCACGAGAGUGUCUCGGGAUUUUGGAACGUACUCUUUGGCGGACACUGCGCGGUAAUCUAUACAUGAAACAUUCCGAGUUCCGGGAAAUUAUCUCUGAUCCUAUAAGGAAAGUGCAAACCCACAAGAAUGUGUUCUUAAUUUUUGCUCACGGCAAAAAUGUUCUCGCCAAGAUUCGCAAAAUCUCCGAGUCGCUAGGGGCUUCUUUGUAUGGAGUCGAUGAGGAUAACGAAUUAAGGGAGGAUCAGAUUCAAGAGGUGAACAAACGGUUGGAUGAAGUAUCUAGUGUGUUGUGUAACACUGAGCGCAGGCUUAUAUCUGAGCUGUCCCAGGUCGCACAGUCACUCACUAAUUGGAUGGUCAUUGUUAAAAAAGAAAAGGCGGUUUAUGACAUAUUAAACAAGUUUUCUUAUGAUCAUUGUGAAGCGCGGAAAGUACUGAUCGCCGAAGCAUGGUGCCCGACAGACACCCUCGCUCGCAUCAAGUCAACACUCCAGGAUGUUGAUGAUCGUGUUCAAAUCUCUAUGCCCACCGUCCUCAACGAAGUGCAAACUAAUCGUACUCCACCAACCUACGUUCGGACCAAUAAAUUUACCGAAGCUUUUCAGACCAUUGUCAAUGCUUAUCGCAUUCCAAAAUAUUCAGAAAUCAACCCAGGAUUUUACAUGGUCGUGACUUUCCCAUUCCUUUUCGCGGUUAUGUUUGGUGAUUUUGGGCAUGGUGCGUUGGUGACCAUGGUCUCGGCCGCAAUGAUUUUCUGGGAGCAGAAGCUUCAGCGAACUAAGCUUGACGAGCUGUCCUACAUGGCAUUCUACGGGCGUUACAUCAUGUUGAUGAUGGGUCUUUUCUCCAUGUACACCGGCCUCAUCUACAACGACAUAUUCUCCCGGCCUUUGACUAUCUUCUCCAGCCAAUGGCAAUGGCCCGAAGAUAUUGAAGCGGGCAAAAUCAAUGAGGCAUCAUUGAAAGAUGGCCACCGCUACCCUAUGACCUACGCUCUCUGUCUCCAAUAUGUUAAUGGGCGACAUUUCAAAUCCAAAGUUGACAUUUGGGGUAACUUUUUUCCCGCCAUGCUAUUCUACCAGUCCAUCUUCGGCUAUCUUGUUAUUACUGUUAUCUACAAAUGGUCUGUUGAUUGGAAUAGCCGUGGAGAAAGCCCCCCUAGUCUCCUUAACAUGUUAAUCUUCAUGUUUCUAAGCCCCGGUACAGUCCAGGAACAACUGUAUCCAUAUCAGGGUACAGUGCAAGUGUUACUGCUCGUCAUUGCUGCAGUUCAAGUGCCCGUGAUGCUCCUACUGAAGCCGCUAUACCUUCGUUGGGAGCACAACCGUGCCUGCGAUCUAGGGUAUCGCAGUCUCAGUGAGCUGAGUGAUGCCCCCGCUUUGGAGGACGACAGAGACAUAGACGAUGGGCCCGGCAGAGCCCGCGAUGGCAUGGUUGGUGAAGGCGAUACCAUGGUCAUAAUAGGCCAGGAUGACUCUGGUUAUCAUAACCAAGAAGGUUUUGACUUCUUCGAUAUCAUGAUCCACCAAGUCAUUCACACCAUCGAGUUCUGUCUUAAUUGCAUUUCACACACUGCCUCCUACCUGCGUCUUUGGGCUCUUUCAUUAGCCCACCAGCAGCUUUCUGUCGUACUCUGGAACAUGACUCUCCGCGCCGCCUUCGCGAAAGACGGCCACACAAUUCGGGUGAUAAUGAUUGUUAUCAAUUUUUACCUUUGGUUUACCUUGUCUGUUUGCAUCUUGUGUAUUAUGGAGGGUACAAGUGCUAUGCUGCACUCGAUGCGGUUGCAUUGGAUCGAGGCUAUGAGCAAGCAUUUCGCUGGGGAGGGCACACCCUUCUUACCAUUCAGCUUCAGCACUGUCCUGGCGGGAGAUCCCGUCGACUAA